CACGUUCGUUGCUUUCAUUCCGUAACUGCUGUUGACUACAAACAAAUCUUGCUGUACGGCCCGCUAGACAAUUGUUCGAAGGAUCAAAGACGCCGUGUUAAAGUUCGUGCGGCGUUCGGUGGUGCGUGUGUUUCGAUGGCACUGGAGCCAUAGGUUGUGUUUCAUAUCUGUUCUCAAUGUGAUUGAUCAUAUUUAAAAGGUUAAAAGAAAAGCGAAUGAUAGACUAACUCUGGUGCAGUCAUUUUUCAUCGAUCCAAGAUAGUUGAAAAAAUGUCGACGCCUCCUGCAUUGUCGAUAUUGGCAGCUCACGACGAGCUUACGCGGUGUAGCAACGUACUCGUCAAUGGUUCCUGUGAAGGAGAAUUUCUGCAAUUUGUAAUCAAUCAAGAAGAAAUACGCCAAAAAUGGCUGACUUCUGUUCAAGAAUGUCAACGCCUGCAUAAUGCGUUAGAUAAAGCUCAUCAAGAAGCCGCUGAUCUAGAUAGAAAACUUUGCCAUGCAAGGCGUUUAUUAGAUGAUGAGAAAAAGAAAAGGAAAAUUGCAGAAGAUGAACGGCUUGCUUCUGAUCGUCAUAUGAUGUUGAUCAGAGAUAUCUUAUUUAUGAAUGGAGGCAGAGUUAUAAAUGACGAUACAAGAGAGCAGAUACAACAUUUAAUUAAUGGUACCCUUAGUAAAGGACGAAAGUCUAGUGGGAAAGAGCAUACAAAUGGACUAAAUACAAUUGCGGAGCUGGACUCCACAGGCACGUUGCUGAGUGAUUUGAGUCAUUUUUCUAAAUCUGAAGAUGAUCUUGAUGCAAGUAUUAUCCUUCAAGAAAAACAUAAGCGAAAUUGGAAAGACCAUAGGCCCAGUGGCGAACAUAAGCGUCGCCGUAGUAUCAAAAGAACAGCAGAACUCAAUACUUCAGACUGUGUUGUUGCAAAAACAAGAGUUGUUGUGCCAAAAGAUGGUCCAGUAACAGCUACUACAACUAUAGAAGCUGUUCCAACAGAUAACAAAGAAAAUUCACAAUCUCGUAACAGUUCAAAUAAUAAAAAGCUUCGAAGAUCUGAUGGUGGUAGAAAAUCUAGAACCAGUUUAACUGAUGAUUGCCUACCUACUCCUUCUGCUCCACAAGCUGAAAUCAUUUCUACAAAUUCAGAUUCAGAUAAUGUAUUCAAACCUAGCCCAAACAUAAAUGGAUAUACAUUUGGUGCUAAGACAACUAGAGCGCAUGUUUUUAUUAGUAAAAAAGUAAUCAGGCCAGAAGUAUGCUCACCAUGUGGUAAAAGGAUUGGUUUCGGUAAAUGUGUAGUUAAAUGCAGAGAUUGCAGAGCUUUAGCACAUACACAGUGUAGAGAUCUUGUACCUUUACCAUGUGUUCCAACAGGAAAUACUCCAACUUUGCGAGGAGCAACCGGGACAAUAGCAGAUUACACUCCUAUGGUUUCACCCAUGGUGCCGUCACUUGUGGUUCAUUGCAUCAAUGAAGUUGAACUUCGUGGUAUGUCCGAGCAAGGACUAUAUCGUAUUAGUGGAAGUGUUGCUGAUGUAAAAGCUCUCAAGGAAAAGUUUUUAAAAGGUCGUGGGGCACCCAACUUAUCGGAAGUGGAUAUUCCGACUAUUUGUUCAACUCUCAAAGAUUUCUUGAGAUCAUUAAAAGAACCAUUAAUAACUGUAGGACUAUGGUCCGAUUUUGUGAAAGCAGCGGCUAUUAGAGAUCCACAGGAUGCUGAAACAGCCAUGUUUCAAGCAGUUUCAGAACUACCUCAACCCAAUCGUGAUACGCUAGCAUUUCUUAUAUUGCACUUGCAAAGAGUUUCUAGCACUCCUGAGUGCAAGAUGCCAAUUGGUAAUUUGGCUAGAGUAUUUGGGCCAACUUUAGUUGGUUACAGUUGCAGCCAGCCAUCCAAUAACACCAUGCUCUCUGAGACUAAAAACCAAAGUGCAGUCGUAGAAUGUUUGUUACGGAUGUCAUCGGAUUACUGGGCGCAUUUUAUCAAUUCCGAUCAAAAUAAUGAAAUUGGUACUCCUCAAAUUGGAGAUUUACGACGUACCACAUCCGCAGAAUCACUAGCCAAAAGAGGUUUUUUCAAUACUCCAAUCAGUUCUUCAAAAUUAUUCUCGAAAAAGAAUAAAAAAUACUUCGCCACGCCACCAUCGAAGCUGUACUGAGCAAAUAGACUGUUUUAGAAUUUUAUUAUUUAGUCAUUAUGAGUACUUAGAAGUAAAAUAAUUUUGUAGGUAUUUUACAAG
This is a messenger RNA of Trichogramma pretiosum, 2235 nucleotides long. It is a transcript of the gene tum, whose product is annotated as rac GTPase-activating protein 1-like. The record is from RefSeq and is a predicted model, not a curated record. Lineage: Eukaryota; Metazoa; Arthropoda; Insecta; Hymenoptera; Trichogrammatidae. Gene Ontology annotation, biological process: signal transduction. Bases 271 to 2154 code for a protein of 627 amino acids. The transcript has 9 exons.